GAUUGGUUGAAAUUUACUGAGGUUCUCGUCAGCAAUGUUCAAAUGUUCAUUUAUAUUUCUUUUAUUUUUGUGGGUUCAGUCUCAGUCAGAGAAGAUUGAACCUUUUUUACUGAGGAGCAUAGAUAAAUCAGGAUCCCAUAGAGAAUUGGUGACACAGUUUACAAUUCCUACAGAAUUAUUACCUGAUGUGAUUGAAGGAGGUGAUAUACAAUGUUUUCUGCUGUUUACAGAAACUGUUCCAUCUGGAGCUUAUAUAGAUUCUGAUCAGAUAAACUCGCUCAAAAAUUAUGGUGGCCCAGAUGUUUUGUUGAACACAGUGAUUGAUGUAGAGAAGGCAGAGUUUGAAUCUACUCAGUUUGAAGGUCGUAUUUUUACUAACUUGAGUUAUGAUGGAGAUAAUUGGACAAGUAGUUAUAUAUUGCCAAUACACCUGCGUUAUCAUAGUUUAUCUGACCAGGAUUAUACCACGGUGACAUUUAACAAUCCUGAGGUAUCUGUUAGAUGUCUUAACCAGAAAAUUGGAAUGCCUCAUUAUGGUUACCAUGGUAACACAGUAAAACAAACGAGUGAAGUAUGUGGCAGUAAUAGUAAGAUUCUAUGUGACUGGAUUGUUAUACAGUAUAAGACAGUAAGUCUAUAAAUGGUAUAAACACACAUCUCUUGCUUCUCUUAAUGUUUCAUUUAAUACAUUUUUGAUCAUGAGUAGUAUAUAAUAUGAUGGUUCCGGGACACUUUGAAGCCUAAAAAAGUGUUUAUCUAUCAAACCAAAGGGUAAGACAGCUCGACAUGGCUUACCCAUCAACCCAAAAAGUAAGACAGCUCGACAUAAACCCCAUUUUAUUGAUUUAAGAACACCCUCAGGCCAAAACCCCCCCCGGAACCAUCAUAUUAUAUACUACUCAUAAAUAGAAUACUGUAAGACAGCCUAAAAGGCUCUUGUAAGGGAACCGACGAAGGCGGGAACCGACGAAGGCUCUUGUACUUUUUUAUAAUUUAAAUAUAUAAAUGAGUUUACAAAAACAAAUAUAUUGUUUAAAAGAACGAACAUACACUGAUAAUGUAAAUCCUCAAUAUGUUACAACAAAAAACGGAAGAUUAAUGAUAAAAGCCGUGUGUGCUUCAUGUGGUAAAUUGAAAUCUAAGUUUGUAAAACAAGGCGGUUAAUUAUGGGUAAAAAAAAUGUUUGUCCUUUUCCAUACCUUAGGAACCAACUUUUAAUUAGUUGCAGCCUAUAAAUCAAUAUGUUAUUAUCGUUCCGUAUCACGUGGACAGUUUUUCCGCUAAUAGUCUAAAGAUCAAUAGUGAAACGUCAUCCAAUGUCCAGAACAUUCGCCUAGUGUAAAAAUCAGUAGGUGAUAAAUGCGUUGUCAUUAUUUCAUCAGCCA
This is a messenger RNA of Ruditapes philippinarum (Manila clam), 1385 nucleotides long. RefSeq lists its product as uncharacterized. The transcript has 4 exons. Gene Ontology annotation, biological process: GPI anchor biosynthetic process. Bases 35 to 640 code for a protein of 201 amino acids. Gene Ontology annotation, cellular component: endoplasmic reticulum membrane. NCBI's taxonomy places the organism in Eukaryota, Metazoa, Mollusca, Bivalvia, Venerida, Veneridae. The record is from RefSeq and is a predicted model, not a curated record.